AUGAAGAUGAAACGCUUUUUCAUUACACUCAUGUUAAUUACAUUAUGCAAAGCUGGUAACAGAUCAGAGUUAUUUGAAACACUUUUCAAACAAUAUGACCCAGAUGCCGGUCCUUAUGACAAUGCUUCCUUUCCACUUGAUGUCUCAAUGUCCGUCUACUUGCAAAAGAUUCUCGAUGUCAAAGCAAGAGAUCAAUCUUUCUCUUCAACGUUUUGGUUUUUCAUGUCGUGGAAGGAUGAAAGGUUGGAAUGGAAUCCUGAGAUGUACAAAGGAAUAGACAGUAUUCAUACAACGUCUAGUAAAGUUUGGAAUCCAGCCUUUGUUUGUAUUGUUAAUGACAUUGGUAUGGAAAGUUGUUUUCGAGAAGGUUCUACAGUCUCAGUGCUACACACUGGAGAAGUCAUAUUUUCUAAAUCGUUAGACGGUGCCACACAGUGUAACAUUAACGCAAAGAAAUAUCCAUUUGACGUCCAGAAAUGCUCUAUUGACAUAGGAAGCGCAUUUCGCAGAUCAAAUGUAAUAUUUUUUAACCUAACUUCUUCAUAUUUCGGUCUAGACUUGUACUCAAGGAGCGAAGAAUGGGAAGUGUUGGAUACAUCGAUUUCAAAAUAUUUCACGCUAGAAAGUCAUGAUAUGAUCUUUGAAGGGCUCCAGUUUGAAAUCCUUAUCAAACGACGGCCAACUAAUGUAAUUGUUUCUUACUUAUUGCCUGUGUUGUUGCUGUCCAUUGUUAACCUAUGCUCUUUCGUACUGCCGAUUGAAUGUGGAGAAAAGAUGGGAACCUCUGUCGCCGUUUUUCUGACGUUUGCUGUAUUCCUCACGCUUCUCAGUGAAUCCUUUCCGGUUUCGGAGGACACCCCUCUUUUCACUAUUUAUCUCACGUUUCAGCUUGUUCUCAGUGGUCUUGUAAUUAUCAUGGAGACAUUUGUGUUGAAAUACCACAUCGACAAAAGGAACUGUCUUGAAGUUGGCGUACUCAUGGACGGGAUAGAUGAACAAAAAGAAAGGCCCAAGAAAUCGCUGCGAAACAAGAUGACCAUUAAACGCCUCGAUAACUUAAUGAUGAUUCUCUACAUUAUAUUGAAUUUGAUUUCGUUAAUUACUUUUCUAGCUGGUACUCAGCAGUAA
Molecule: messenger RNA, 1128 nt
Organism: Saccostrea cuccullata (small rock oyster)
Lineage: Eukaryota; Metazoa; Mollusca; Bivalvia; Ostreida; Ostreidae
Product: neuronal acetylcholine receptor subunit alpha-3-like
Exons: 1
Coding region: 1-1128 (375 amino acids)
Biological process (GO): monoatomic ion transmembrane transport; nervous system process; regulation of membrane potential
Cellular component (GO): plasma membrane; neuron projection; synapse
Molecular function (GO): transmitter-gated monoatomic ion channel activity involved in regulation of postsynaptic membrane potential; excitatory extracellular ligand-gated monoatomic ion channel activity; transmembrane signaling receptor activity
Source: RefSeq, a predicted model, not a curated record